Exophiala oligosperma is the source of this 2850-nucleotide messenger RNA. RefSeq lists its product as uncharacterized. The record is from RefSeq and is a predicted model, not a curated record. Bases 59 to 2629 code for a protein of 856 amino acids. NCBI's taxonomy places the organism in Eukaryota, Fungi, Ascomycota, Eurotiomycetes, Chaetothyriales, Herpotrichiellaceae. Gene Ontology annotation, molecular function: protein binding. Gene Ontology annotation, cellular component: endosome. The transcript has a single exon.
GAAUUAAUCAAUGUCCAAUAUUUGGUCGUGACAAUUACCUCCCACACCCCGAUGCAAGAUGGCAUCAAAUGUACUCGAGAUACCUUUUCGGCGGACACAUUCGGUCGACCUCUCCUCUGCCAUUAAACAGUACAUCUCCAGCAAAUAUGACCAGUCUCCGGGCAUGUUUACAGAUGAUCUUCGAGAAAUCGAUUUCCUCCGGUCCGAUGCCAUCAGUGUUCAAGAACCUCACACCAGUGGAAUAAGGCGUCUGACAGUCUACGCCGCUCAACUGCGGUACCUGGGAGGAAAAUUCCCCAUCGAUAUUGGUGUGGACUUCCCCUGGUACCCCGCCAUUGGAUACGAUAGGGACAAGCCACUUUUGCAGAACAACAUCAGGUUCGAACUGGCGAAUGUAUUGUUCAACCUUGCCGCGCUGUACUCACAGUUAUCGACCCACACGAAUUGGACCACCGUUGACGGACUCAAACAGGCGGCGGAAUAUGGAAUUUCCGCGGCGGGGGUCUUCGCCUUCAUGCGAACAGAAAUCAUACCAGAGAUGCGAUCCUCCCCUCCCGAAGAUAUGGAUGAUGUGACAUUAGACAGUCUACAAAAUCUCUGUCUCGCUCAAGCACAGGAAUGCUUUUGGCAAAUCACGGUCAAAAAAAAUAUGUCCGACGGGACAGUCGCUAAAUUGGCAGCCAAAGUGUCGGACUACUACAUCGCCGCGGCAGACGCAUCUCGUCAGUCGAGAGCGGUAAGUAGCGAAUGGAUACAUCACAUGCAAGCAAAACACCACCAUUUUGCGGCGGCCGCUCAGUACAGACAAUCCAGGUAUUGUUUACAGAACAAGCAGUACGGAGAAGAAAUCGCUCGGUUAAAAGACAGUAUUAACUGCGUCAAUGAGGGACUUCAGGAAGCUAGAUGGGUCAACGCAACUGUGGUGGGAGAUUUGAAUGGACUCAAGACCAGAGUACAAGAAGAUCUGAAGAGAGCGGAGAAGGACAACGAUGUCAUCUACCUACAAGCCGUCACGCCAAAAUCAGAGCUGAGACUUCUCGACCGCACCAACAUGGUCGCACCAAAAACACCCGCAGAGGUAACAAAUGGAAUUUCGCUCCUCGGACAAGGACAACCGUUUGGAAAACCUCUGUUUGAGAAGCUUGUUCCCUAUGCUGUCCACCAGGCGGCGUCGAUAUACGAAGAUCGUCGAGACCGUCUGGUCAACCAAUCGAUCAUUGCAGAUCUUGAGGCCAUGACUGCGAGGGUGCGCGAAGUCCUCCAAUCACUCGAUCUGCCCGGCUCAUUACAAGCACUGGAAAAGCCACUUGGUAUUCCAGGUAGUUUGGUCUCAAAGGCCGAAGAGCUUCGUCAACAAGAUGCCCUGUAUCGCAUAAAACGGUCAAUAGAAGACACUACCAAACUCAAGACAAAUGACCUGUCAAUCUACCAAGAAGGUGUCUCGCUUCUGGAUGCCGAAAAGGCCGAAGAUGACAGGGCCCGGUCGAGAUACGGUACGGACAGGUGGAAUCGACCGCCAUCGGAAGUCGCCCUGGCAAAGCUAUACCAAAGCUCGAAAGAUCUCCAGACGUACCUGAACUCGGCAGCGUCAAGCGACAAUCUUGUACAAGCCAAAUUCCGCGAGAACGAACACAUUCUCAAAGUGCUCAGCGGCACAAAUCGUGACCUCGAGCGAUUUGUGCCUUCUUCCCGACAAGUGGAGAUGACACCGACAAUUGACCAAGCUGCAUCCCGCCUUCGCACGUGCCUGAACGAGGUAUCUCGUCUAGAGACUCGGAGGAAGAACCGCAUCAUUGCCCUCCGCGAGAAGGCGCAAGCUGAUGAUGUUGGGCCUGCCCUACUCGCCGAGGCGGCCAGACUCGAGCGAGAAUUCCCCAUGCAAAAGAUCGAACCGGGUCAAUUCGAGGGCUUGUUCGAUAGGCGGCUACAGACGUACGACUCGGACCGCGACAUCUUGGUGGCCGAGCAGGAAGAACAAGACCAGAUUGUGGCGCGACUCCGGGAGGCAAACAAGACCUUCGUCGAAGCGCGGAGAGGCGACACCAGCACGCGCGACCGGCAAAAGGCCCUGCAGGCGUUGGACACCGGGUACGCCAAGUACAAGGAGCUCAUCAGCAACCUCGAGACGGGCCGGAAGUUUUACAACGACCUGGCCGGGCACGUCACCCGGUUCAGGGAGAACUGCAAGGCCCAGGUCAACGAACGACGCGUCGAGGCCAGUCAGAUGGAGGCCGAGCUCGCGGGGCAAGACAUGGGGAGGUUGAACCUGGAAGAGACGAGGAGAGAACUGGCCGGACCGAAGACGAGGAGCCGGGCGCAGGUCGCCAACCCACAGCCACAGCCGCACGGGCAGGGGCACGAACGGGGGCCGACGGGGGGCCCGGCGGGACAACAGCAGGACGGGAUCCCGGCGCCGGUGCCGACGAGGAAUCACCACCCACCUCCCCCGUCCGUGGAGGCGGGGGUCAUGCCUUCGGCCGCCGCCGCCGCCGCCCCGGUGCCCGUGAACGUCGCGGGUGGGAGCAUCGGCGGCGGCGGGGUGUGGACGCCCGACAUGGGCAUCAGGUUCGGUGGCGCGCCGGCGAACCAGCCGGGUCAGGCGGGAUACCCCGUCCCCAGGCGUGCCUAGAUUUGAGAUCCUUUGGAAAGAAACAGUGGUCAUCGAACCAAUAUGUACGUGCCUACACGGAACGAUCCGUAGUACUGUAUGUUGGAUAAUAUUUUUCCUUUUUGCCCUCGACAGUUCCAAUGGCAGGUAUGUACUGAAUACGAACCACGGCACUGAAUGCAUGACGCGCUCUGUACUAGGUACUGCAAGGAAGCCGAUGAAUGUGUUUUUUUUGUUCACUC